GGCCCUGGUCAGUGCCCAGUUCCGUUCCCAGAGAGACUCGCUCAGCUCAGACCCCGUGCUCCCAGCCGAAGAGCCAGCCGCCAACAUGUGCAAAGGCCUAGCAGCCUUGCCCCACUCCUGCCUGGAGAGGGCCAAGGAGAUCAAGACCAAGUUGGGGACACUCCUGCAGAAGCCGGACUCGGCCAUCGACCUGGUCAUCCCGUACAACGAGAAGCCAGCCAAGCCAGCCAAGGCCCAGAAGCCUUCGUCGGGGGAGGCUCUCCAGUGGCGCGACUCCCUGGACAAGCUGCUGCAGAACAACUACGGACUUGCCAGCUUCCAGAGUUUCCUGAAGUCGGAGUUCAGCGAGGAAAACCUGGAGUUCUGGAUGGCCUGUGAGGACUUCAAGAAGACCAGGUCCCCGGACAAGAUAGCGGAGAAGGCGAGGAAGAUUUACGAGGAGUUCAUCCGGACCGAGGCCCCCAAGGAGGUGAACAUCGACCACUUCACCAAGGACCUCACGGAGAGGAACCUGGCGGAGCCGUCCCUGAGCAGCUUCGACGUGGCGCAGAGCAGGGUGCACGCGCUGAUGGAGAAGGAUUCGCUGCCCCGCUUCCUGCGCUCGGAGCUCUACCAGGAGCUCGUCAAGUAGCCGCGCGGCAGCCUGGCGCCCCCAGCAGACGGCCCUCCCUCCCCCCCCCCGGCUUUGCUCCCAGACGCCCCCACGGGGACCCCCCGGCGGCCGCCUCCUCGUCCGGCCUGCGUGGUUCGGGACGGUGGUUGUCUGAACGAUUUCCUUUCCCGGCUGCUUCUUCCCGCCCCGACUCUUAAUCAAGCUCCAGUCCGUUCGUUGUGGUCAAACCCGCUCAGAAUCCCAGGAAAUUCUGCCCCAGGCAAAGAGACAGGCGUGUGAGGCCCCCCCGACCGACCGGGGGGCCUUGGGUUGAGGUCACAGGUCGCCCGAUGUCGGUCGGACAGGACAGGGGACGGGGGUGGUGGGGGGGGGCCGACCGCCGGUGAGAUGAGUCGCCUCGUUGGCUGUCUUCACUGUGGGUGGGGGGCAUCACCGCCCGGUUAUUUCCCACCUGGGCUGGAGGGCGGUGGUGAGCGCUCCACGAGGCGGCCACCCCCCGAUGUCCUCAGCAAAUCAUUGAAACCGUUGUUCUUCCCCAUGGAGAACCUUCGUGCAGGCGGAGGUUAGAAACCAGGCGUACCACCGACAACAUGUGUGUUAUCUGUCUGAGCACAAUUACCAUCGAUUCUCCCUUUGCGCCUGCCCAGACGCCCCCACGGAGUUGCCAGGUUCUGUGUUAGGCCCUGAGAUCGACAGUGGGCUCCUUCACAAACACACCUGAGCCUGCAGUGGGUGGGCCCAGAGACUCGGUGUCCCCGCUGUUUUAAAUCCGUGUGAGUGUGAAAUUCUGAAAUGUUUAACUCCAGGAUGCAAAAACGGAACAGCUGCUGUCUCCCGCCUCAGAGUCCGGAGGGCCGGGGGCCGACACGGGGACUGACACGGUUGACGGCCCCGUGACGCUGCGUGUUCGGCACGUGACGCUUGUCUGAGAAACAGGAGUCACCGUGGGGGAAGUCCGACCUGCCGGCCCACCGGGCUUUCUGAGCGAGAGGCAGCACUCCAGGUCUCCGCGUUCCGCAAAAGAACGGACUCGUCCCGCAACCCCCGGCCCCCCCCCUGCCGCUCCGCCCCCCGGGUCAGUAAACCGUCACCCCCGCACGCUGACCCCGCCCCGCCGCGCACGGCUCACGGCUCACGGCUCACGGCCCGCCACGGCACCGCUGGCAGUGCACGGCUGUACCUCUGUAUCUCACCACUGUGAGUGUUGCCAGGGCAUCUUCGUGGCGAGAGUAGGUAGGUGUGCUCAGGGGAAGUCCGCAUUUGCCCGGUUUGGGAACAAGGAGAGUCGCAGGGAGCCUUGCACGAGGGCCACCAAGAUGAGGCGGCUCAGAAAAUUAACAAGAGAGUGCUCUUAAGGACGAAUAAAGCCCGCACUGCUUCGGCGGAAGGUUGCAUCGUCCAGUCUCGGUUUCCUGGGUUUUAUCCCUUCCCCCGCUCCCGGUUUGGGAGGGGGGAGCCGUCCCUUCCGGUGUCCGUCCGGCAGACACGCAGGGGGUUGCUGGGUGCCCCCAGUUGUGGUCACUGCAGAGGCCGGCCGGCCGGCCCCAGCUGGGCAUCCACUCCACACUCUGCCCAGGUUGGGGGGAGGGGACUGCGGGUCAGCCCGUUCGCAUCCUGCACGGCAGCCGCCCCAGGAGACCCUGUCUCCGUGCCGUGCAUGGCCGGGCCUGGUCACGCCCCACCGCGAAGCCGCCCCCACCCCAUGCACCCGCGCCGCUGACCAGCAGCGGGGGUUCCCAGCACCCCUCCCCCAGCCCUCUGUCCCGUGGCCCCGGCAGCCAAUGCCGCCGGCCGUGCUAGGAACCAAAACCCCCGGGCCCGUUGCUCUUCCCUGGAUGCCAGACAGGACUGAACGAAAAAUGGGAUGCUUUAUUCACGCUGUUUGAGACGGCUGCGUGUCUGAAGGUGCCCAGAGAAUUAACUGGACACAGCACGGGGCUCACCCGGAGGGGCGGCCGGACAGAGACUCGGGCCGGCUGGACUCUCCGGCGGUGGGAGGGCUCGUGGGUCCACCUUUCACCGGCCGGACCCAGGAGGCGGGGGCGGGCGAGCCCCAGGGCAGCUGUGGGGGGGACGGAGGGGCCCCUCCCGGCCGACCGCGACAGUGAGACAGUGACGUGGGGUGGGACAGGUGGGGGUGAGCCUGAGCUCGGAGCGGUGGGUGCCCCGCCGAAAAGCCAGACAUGAGAAAACUAGCCCAGAAAAGUUCUCUGAACUCUUUUGGAGAUGUUUUCAGUCUUAGCAGGAGCGGGGAAGGAAAAGGGAAAAAACACUGUUUCUAAAGUCUCCAUGGCAACACAAAGACAAUACAUUUUUUUUUAACCCUGGGAAAGAUGGUCUGGGACGAUCUUUCCGGGAAAGAAACUGUAACAGCUGUUUGUGGCCCCCGCCCCGCCCCCGCCCCCCAGCGCGUGGCCUGGGAAAGUGGCCGGCGCGGGGCCUGGGGGGCACACGCCCCCAGGGACAGCGCGGCCGCAGCUGUGAGUGCACCUGGGACGUGGCAGGCGGCCGUGGGAACGUGCGGGUGGCCCUCCUUCUCGGGGGGGGGGGGUGGGGGGGACCAGGGCUCGGCCGGGGGUGGCCCGUGACUGAGCCUUCCUCCCCGGCUGGGGGCAGACCAGGAGUGACGUGGACCCAAAGGACCAGACGGGCGGCGGGCUGUGGAGGACCGUGGGACCCUGUGUUCCGUGUCUGUCCGCGAGGGCUGUGCUCACGCGUGUGAACACCCCACACACGCGGUCUUUCUCCCGGACGGACACCGUCUGACACCCGGGACUCGCCGAGGCGUUCGGGAAACUUCGCUUCCCGGCCAGCAGGCGCCCUGCACGCACCCGGGUCUCGGCGGCGGCCGUUACGCUUGAAGGAGGUCUCAGGUUUGGUGCAUGAAGAAGGAAGGUGGUGAAGGAAAUGGCUGCAGUUUCACCCUCUGCGUGUGGCCUCGCGAGUGGCCCGGCUGGGGUGCCCUCUGGACUCACCCCCCUUCGGCAGGGGGCGCUGACAGUUAUUCCCCAAGGACAGCGGCUGCGAGGGGUUCCGGUGAAAACCUGGCCGUCGCCGGUCAGCUGAAAAACGCCCACGCAUCCCUGGGCCGGGCUCCAUCCAGCUGCCCGUCCCGUCACGAUGUGAUGGUCUGAGGGUCACCUCAAAGGCUGAUCAUGUCUGAGGGAAACAGUUUCAGCCCCCAGAUCGCCCCCCCCAGCAGUCCUGGGGACGCAGCAGGUGUGGGAGGGACAGGGGCAGGGGCAGGAGAGCAGGAGGCGGGGGGCGGGGAGGAGGAGAAGGGGUGCGGGGCGAGCGGCCGUGCCCAGGGCCUCGGCGUGUCUGUGGGGAGGGAGGCAGGCAGGGUCCACGUCAGUGCUCCGGAGCGCCCCCGGCCCCACGUGGCUCGCACGGGCCACGCAGCAGUGGGUGGGCUCCGCCUCCAACACCCAGGGGUCCCAGCCCGAGGCCUGGCCAGCGGCGGGUCCCGGAUGUGACGUCCCCACGCGUCUCCGUGUCCUGUCGCACACGCGUGUGCAGCUCACGUUCGCCUGGGUCUCGGCUCCCGGCGCCCAGCGUGGUCCAGGCUGCUGCACGCGCGCCCCCCCGCGCCCCCGCGCGCCCGAGGCCGGGCAGAGGGCUGGGGCCCCGGGAAAGGCUCCCCCCAGGCCCCGGGCUCGGGGUCGGCCGAGGACACAGAGGCAGCUCGGGCUGGAAACCGGCCGAGAGAGGGCGGAACCCAGACACGUCGUGACGGUGUCCUCAUCGCACAGUCGAACGGUGACAGCCCCCGUGUCCUUUCCGCAGAGGAGCCGCAAACCACGCCCCAACAUUCCCGUCGGCUCGGCCAGCCUCACGCAUGCCGCCCCCCUCCCCCGAGAGGGGCGGCGUCAGCCGGGUCGGCGCCAACACGGUUCCGGGGCCACACACGCGUGACGCGUGCAGAGCGCCGCCCGCCCGUCCGGGGCCGCACGGGAGCGACACCGGGGUGACGCGGAGGGAGCUGGGCCGUGGCCGCCCGUGGCUCCUGCUAGGUCGCGGUGUCCGGGCUCGGGGCCGGGGGACACCAGACUUGUGUAGCAGGCUGCCGGGCGCGGCCUGUCUCCGCAGACGCGGCCGGAGAAAGGGGCGGGAAUGGCGGCGCUGGAGAUCCGUGUCGGCGUGCACGCCGCGGGAUUCCGUGGGGGGGCCCCGCGUGCAUCUCGCGGUUCUGCAUCCAGCGCGCUGUGUGCUGGGUGGCGUGUCCGUCCCGGUGGAUGGCGCACCCAAGUGUCUCUGUAACCACAAUCACGCUCCACCAAUAAAGCACCGUGCACACCUGA
Molecule: messenger RNA, 4914 nt
Organism: Phyllostomus hastatus (greater spear-nosed bat)
Lineage: Eukaryota; Metazoa; Chordata; Mammalia; Chiroptera; Phyllostomidae
Gene: RGS5
Product: regulator of G protein signaling 5
Exons: 5
Coding region: 86-631 (181 amino acids)
Source: RefSeq, a predicted model, not a curated record